Molecule: messenger RNA, 1740 nt
Organism: Amphimedon queenslandica
Lineage: Eukaryota; Metazoa; Porifera; Demospongiae; Haplosclerida; Niphatidae
Exons: 1
Source: RefSeq, a predicted model, not a curated record
AAGCACUGUCGCUCUUCAAUGAGCUGUGCUACUUGUAGAGGGAGACAUCACUCUAGUGUAUGUAUGAGGAACUCAAAGCCUAAAUCAGGCCAGAGGCCUCCUACUGCUAGAGAUGGUGCUUCCCCACAUUUGUCUAAGGGGCUUAAUCCAGAGACCCCUCCAUUUGAAGGAUCAAAUACGGGUGCCACAUUCUAUACUAGUUCUAGAGAGUCUACUCUCUUGCAAGUGGCACGCGUCUUUGCCUUCAAUCUAAAUGAGCCUGGUAAUAGAAUGUCUUUAUAUGUCCUAUUGGACAGUGGGAGCCAGUGCUCAUAUAUUACUCGAAGUGCAUGCCAGAGGUUGGGAUUGCCAUCUCUGGGCACUAAAUCAGUUUCUAUAAUGACCUUUGGGUCUAGAAGGGAGUGUCGUACUGAAUGCCAUGUUGUAAAACUGGGUCUUGAGCUUAAAAAUAAUGCUCAUAUGGAGCUUAAGCUGCUCACAGUUAGCCACAUUUGUGAGCCUUUGACGUAUGAAGCCAUAGAUUUGAAUAAGUAUCCUCAUCUGAAUAAUUUGGACUUUUCUAUUCCAUUGGAUCAUUGCAAGCAGAUAAAGCCAGACAUCUUAAUUGGAUCUGACCAGUAUUGGUCUCUACUUACAGGUGAGAUAAUGAAGAGUAGCAAUGGGCCUGUUGCUCUAAACUCAUGCUUUGGCUGGAUUUUAUCUGGUACUGCUGCUGUGAAACAGUCUAGUGCACGGAGUGCUACUAUGGUCACCCAUGUUUUAAGGGUUGAUGGUGUCCAUGAAGACAUGAGCCUAGAACAUAGAUUACGUUCAUUUUGGGAGCUAGAAUCUUUAGGAAUUUUGGAAGAUGAGAAUUUAGUGCAAACUCAAUUUGGUGAUCAUGUGAAGUUUGCUAAUGGCAAGUAUGUUGUUUCCCUGCCUUGGAAAGACUCUUGCAUUUCUCUUGCUGAUAACUAUCAGCUUUGUUUACGUCGAUUGAGUGGUUUGUUUAAGCGCCUGAAGAGCUCUCCUGAGUUAUUGAAGAAGUAUGAUGAUAUCAUUAGAGAGCAACUAGCCUUGGGAAUUAUUGUCCCUGUUGAGAACUCUGAAGAAUGCAGUGUGGCUCGUAUACACUAUUUACCGCAUCAUUGUGUGUUGAGACAGGAUAAGUCUACUACAAAAUUAAGAAUUGUAUACGAUGCCUCUGCUAAGACUAACGGUCCAUCAUUGAAUAAUUGCCUCCAUAUAGGACCUUCAUUGCAUUAAAAGGUUUUUGAUAUUCUUUUGAGAUUUAGGAUGUGGCCUAUUGCUAUUGUGGCUGAUAUAGAGAAAGCCUUUCUUAUGAUUCAGGUGGCAGAUGUAGAUCAGGAUGUUUUGCGUUUUCUGUGGUAUAAAGAUGUUUUUUGUGAGAAUCCUGAGCUUCAGAUUUAUAAGUUCACACGUGUGGUGUUUGGUGUAGCUCCAAGCCCAUACCUUCUCAAUGCCACCAUUGCUCAGCACUUAAGCACCUUUGAGUCGAGGUAUCCAGAUCUAAUUCAGAAGAUUAAAGACUCUAUUUAUGUGGACGAUGUCAUAACUGGUGCUGAUAAUGUUUCUGAAGCAUUUUCUCUUUAUAAAGAUUCAAAAGAUAUAUUUGCCAAAGGAGGAUUUAAUUUAAGAAAGUUUUUAAGCAAUAAUGCAGAAGUACAGAGUCUAAUUGACUCAGCAGAGCAAGGUAUUGUUUUUGAAGGAGAUGAGCAUGAGACUUAUGCUCAGAGUACU